CUCUCUCUCUCAUAUUUAUUACUCGAAAGCCUCUUGCUUUUUCUGCUCUAUUUAGAUUUCAAAAUCUUCCCAAUUCACUACAAACGUCAUAGAAAGAAAACAUCCCUCACAAAACACAACCCCCACCUCAAGAACAGAGGAGUUAUUCGCCGUUUCAUAUCCGAAUUCACAGAUUCAAGCUUUUUUGAAUUAAUAAUGGAGGAAAUGAAAUGGGUGUUUGGAAUUUGGGAACUAGUUUGCAUAUCGAUUGUUCUUGGAUGGUUAUUUUACAAGUAUUUGAUUGUCCGAAAAUGGGGUUUGGGAGAUAAUCAAGAGGAGGAGCGCCGCCUGCAACCACCGCGAGGCAGCUCAGGUUGGCCGUUGAUCGGAGAAACAAUUGAAUUCAUUGCAUCUGGAUUCACUUCUCGUCCUGUCAGUUUCAUGGAGAAACGGAAGUCUCUUUAUGGGAAGGUGUUUAAGACACACAUUUUGGGUAGACCAAUUAUUGUGUCAACGGAUCCGGAUGUAAACAAAGUGGUUUUACAAAACCAAGGCAAUGUUUUCAUCCCGAGUUAUCCGAAAUCCGUGAUUGAGUUGCUUGGUGAAUCUUCGAUACUCCAAAUCAAUGGCGGAUUACAAAAGAGAUUGCAUGCGAUUAUCGGAGGUUUCUUGAGGUCUCCUCAAUUCAAAGCUCGCAUCACUAAAGAUAUUGAGAAUUCAGUGAAGCUCGCAUUGUCUUCUUGGAUCGAUCGGAAAAAUACCCACCACCCUAUUAUUUACCUUCAAGAUGAAACGAAAAAGAUUACUUUCCAAAUUCUUGUGAGGGUGUUGAUGAGUGUGGAGCCAGGUGAAGAUAUGGAGUUCCUCAAGAGAGAAUUCAUGGAAGUCAUCAAAGGCUUAAUUUGUCUACCGAUCAAACUUCCAGGUUUCAGAAUGUAUAAAUCUCUCCAGGCUAAAGAAAGAAUGUUAAAGAUGGUGAGAAAGAUUGUAUAUGAUAGGAAAAUGGCAAUGGAGAAAAAAGAAACAAAAGAUUCAGGUUCACCAAAUGACGCCAUUGAUGUGUUGUUAAGAGAUACAGGUGAAUCAGAUGGGACCCAGCAACGGUUACCCUUGGAUUUCAUCAGUGGGAACAUUAUUGAGAUGAUGAUCCCUGGGGAAGACUCGGUGCCCAUGAUCAUGACUCUAGCUGUCAAAUACUUGAGUGAUAAUCCUGUGGCUCUUGCUUGUCUUAUGGAGGAAAAUGAUGAAUUAAAGAAGCGAAAGGAUGAAUCGGGCGAAGGGUAUGCUUGGACCGAUUAUGUCUCACUUCCGUUUACUCAAGGCGUGAUAAGUGAGACUCUUCGGAUGGCGAAUAUCAUCAAUGCGAUUUGGAGAAAAGCUGUUGAAGACGUAGAAAUCAAAGGCUACUUGAUCCCAAAAGGAUGGUGUGUUUUGGCAUCAUUGACUUCCGUUCAUAUGGAUGAAGAAAACUAUGAAAACCCCGAUGAAUUUGAUCCAUGGAGAUGGGAGAAAACGGGAGCGAGUGUCAAUAGCAACAAGUUUACACCGUUUGGUGGUGGACAAAGGUUGUGUCCCGGUUUGGAGUUCUCAAGGCUAGAAAUCAGUAUUUUCCUUCAUCAUUUUGUCACGAGUUACACUUGGGUUGCGGAAGAAGAUCAGAUUGUAUAUUUUCCAACGGUUAAGACAAAAAGAAAGUUACCUAUCAUGGUGACACCCAGAUGAAAUCAGUGACAAAAAGAUAUUUGAUUAAUAAUUAAUCGUAUGAGUCAUGGUAAAUUUAUUACAAUUUGUUUGGGCAUAAGGUGUAUAUAUUAUGAUGAACAAAGGUUUGAUUGUUUGUUUCUGGUCAACUUCAGUUUUGGGUUUAUACUGUUUUGCUUUUACAUAAAAUAAGUGUUCAAUUUGACCCUAUUAAUUUAGUUAGUCCAUUCUUGGACAUAUUCAUAUA
This is a messenger RNA of Lactuca sativa (garden lettuce), 1927 nucleotides long. Its product is annotated as 3-epi-6-deoxocathasterone 23-monooxygenase CYP90C1. The record is from RefSeq and is a predicted model, not a curated record. Gene Ontology annotation, biological process: sterol metabolic process; brassinosteroid homeostasis; multicellular organism development. Lineage: Eukaryota; Viridiplantae; Streptophyta; Magnoliopsida; Asterales; Asteraceae. Gene Ontology annotation, molecular function: oxidoreductase activity, acting on paired donors, with incorporation or reduction of molecular oxygen, NAD(P)H as one donor, and incorporation of one atom of oxygen; iron ion binding; heme binding.